Messenger RNA from Cornus florida, 2972 nucleotides. RefSeq names its product serine/threonine-protein kinase PBL34-like. The record is from RefSeq and is a predicted model, not a curated record. Lineage: Eukaryota; Viridiplantae; Streptophyta; Magnoliopsida; Cornales; Cornaceae. Gene Ontology annotation, molecular function: protein kinase activity; ATP binding. The coding region runs from base 658 to 2109 and encodes 483 amino acids. Gene Ontology annotation, biological process: protein phosphorylation. The transcript is spliced from 6 exons.
CUCUCCUCUCUCCUCUCUCUCUCUCUCCCACACUCACACACACUGUCUCUAUGCUCGUUUUACUUGUGGCCUUGAAAGCUACUUUUGUCUGUCGUUUCUUUCUUUGAAAACCCCCCUUCUUUAGGAUCAUAUUCGAACUCGAUAGGUUUGUACAAUGUGUCUGUUUUUGGUGAGCAAUACUGAUAAUUCGGAGACUACAUUCUAGACUCUAAAGUCUGAGCCUUUCAGUUUCAGCUUCUUUGAUUCGAUUUUUAGGGUUUUUUUUUUCAAUGCUCUGAAGAAUUUCUACAUUCAUGCUAAUAUGCUAGCCAUAGAAUUCCCUGGGGUUGUGGGUCACGGUUGAUUGAGGAUUCUAAGCCCUUUUGACCCCAUUCUCUCUCAUCUGGUUUGAGUGGCUGCUUUGUGGGUUUCGUAUAGUCUUGUCAGUUCUCAAAAGGGUAUCUUUCUUUGGGUUUCCCAGAAUUUAAAUUGUUUUUUUUACUAUAUAUUUUAAAAAUUUAUUAUAAAAUGUUCCUAUGGUGUUUUUUGAUUCAUCUUUUCAGUGGGUUUUGAUGUUUGGAGUGUUUGAGUUGGGGCAGUUUGAUUACAGGGGAGGCAUUUGAUGUAUUGAUUUUUAUUUUAAUAUAUAUGGGGAUUUAAUUCUAGGGUUAGGAGAAAAUGGGGUUAGCUCCUGAUGCUGUAAAGGUGGGGACUUGGGGUGUGGGCAAAUCAAAGGAUAGGAAAAAGAAAGAUGAAGAUGAUGAAGAUACAGGGUGUUGGAUUAAGUUUAGGUUCUUGGGGAGCUGUAUGUCUUCAAGGUCCAAUGUUGAUAGCUCUAUGAGUGGCACUAGCACACCAUAUGAGGAAAGUAAAUCUACAAAUGAUACAAGCAGAGACCAACCAGUUGCUCCAAUUGUAUCAUCUUCAACCACUAGCAAUACGGAAAGUACUCCAUCGACUCCCAACAUUGGCGACGAGCUGAAAAUUGCUUCUCAGCUUCGAAAGUUCACUUUUAAUGAGCUUAAGUCAGCAACGAGAAAUUUUCGACCUGAGAGUCUCCUUGGUCAGGGUGGCUUUGGAUGUGUUUUCAAAGGUUGGAUCAACGAGAAUGGAACCACACCAGUGAAAGCUGGAACAGGGCUUACUGUUGCAGUAAAAACCCUCAAUCACGAUGGACUUCAGGGUCACAAGGAGUGGCUUGCUGAAGUAAAUUUUCUUGGUGACCUCCUUCAUCCUAAUUUGGUUAAGUUAAUUGGAUAUUGUAUCGAGGAUGAUCAAAGGCUGCUUGUCUAUGAGUUUAUGCCCCGAGGAAGCUUGGAGAAUCAUCUUUUCAGAAGAUCGUUGCCUCUUCCUUGGUCUACCAGAAUGAAAAUUGCGCUUGGUGCUGCAAAUGGUCUUGCCUUUCUUCAUGAGGAAGCUGAAAGACCAGUUAUUUAUCGAGAUUUUAAAACCUCUAACAUCCUUUUAGAUGCAGACUACAAUGCUAAGCUUUCUGAUUUUGGACUUGCCAAAGACGGCCCGGAGGGAGACAAGACACAUGUAUCUACCCGGGUAAUGGGAACAUAUGGCUAUGCUGCCCCGGAGUAUGUGAUGACAGGACAUUUAACAUCAAAGAGUGAUGUCUACAGCUUUGGGGUGGUUUUACUUGAAAUGUUGACGGGCCGAAGAUCCAUGGACAAAAGCCGACCAAAUGGGGAGCAUAACCUAGUAGAAUGGGCGCGACCGUAUCUUGGAGAGAGGCGAAGGUUCUACCGGCUAAUAGAUCCCCGCCUUGAAGGUCGCUUCUCAAUCAAAGGUGCACAGAAAGCAGCUCAGCUGGCUGCCCAUUGCCUUAGCCGUGACCCAAAAGCCAGACCUCUGAUGAGUGAAGUUGUUGAAUCCCUGAAGCUUCUGCCCAAUCUCAAGGACAUGGCCUGUUCCUCAUCCUACUUCCAGGCCAUGCAGGUUGAGCGUGCGGGGAUGAAUAAAAAUGCUAGACAUGGCAGUAGACUACUUCAGGCAGGAUUGGUAUCAAAGAAUGGGCAGCCAACGAGGAGCUUCUCCAUUCCAAAUGGUCCACAUGCCUCUCCAUUUCACCAUAACCAUCCUCUCCGGUCGCCAAAGCCCAACGGCAGACAAACACAACCUUAAGUUCAUUUCUAUUUUUCUCACUUCCAUUUCUUUUCCCUUUCGCAUGUGUUCUAUGUCAAGGAGAUGGAAUCAUUUUGAAAAGCCAAAAAAGGCCAAGGUGGGGUCUUCGAAGAUAAUGCCUGUUCUUCUGUUUUUGAGAAAUGGAAUGGUUCAGAGGACUUUUUACUAGUAUGGAGGUGAAUUGAUGCAGAGAAAGCCGUAAAGAGAAUCUUGAAGCGCCAUUUAUCGCAUAUGGUUUGCUUUGUACAUCAAAACUUGGCUGCUCAUGUAUUCUGGCCUAGCCAUUCACUAGGAUGGCAAAGGUGAUUUGGAAUAUGAUCCAAUCACUUUCUUAAAUGAUUUGAACAAUUUGUCUUUGCAAAGUUGCUGACAAGAUCAUCUAAUUGGACUCUAGUUACAUCCUAAAUAGUGUAAUCUCUCCUUGAUCUUCACAGGCCAAUAUCUAUAAUACCACUAGAAAGAAGAACUUCUGCAAUUUUCUAAAUGAUUCCAAAUAAUAGUUUGGAGCCUCUACAGCAUCACAGUGGAUGAUGAUGCUGGAGUUUGUGAUAGUGUUAGAAUUUUGAAGUGUUAUAGGAUUUCGUUUCAUCAGGGCAUUGCAUGAUUGGGAUUUGCAGGAGAUAGCUAUAUUGUGAUCUAGAGGUGGGGAAGGAGGGUCUUAUUGGUGGGAAAUUUGAGGUUCAAUUUCCAUCUUCCUUUCUUCUGUUGAGUCAUUUUUAGUUUCUGUUGGGAAUAAUACUGUCCAAAAGUUGCAUGUUGCAUACGCCAUUUUGAAUGGAGUUGGGUGCUUGGAAAGAUGCCAAACAUGGACAAUGGAGAGAUAGUGAGUGACUAAUGUAUGGUUGCUCUUCCUUUUAAUUAAA